Molecule: messenger RNA, 717 nt
Organism: Fusarium odoratissimum NRRL 54006
Lineage: Eukaryota; Fungi; Ascomycota; Sordariomycetes; Hypocreales; Nectriaceae
Exons: 2
Coding region: 1-717 (238 amino acids)
Source: RefSeq, a predicted model, not a curated record
AUGGCCAUUCCAGAAUAUGUUCCGCUCGAUCAACUCGAAGGAGUUCACUUUGAGUUACUAUCAAGAGCAGUGCGCAAUGUUCUCGACACUGACAUCGCACUCAUCACCUACGCCCAGAUUAUUGACGGCCUGCCUGUCACUGAUGUCGCUUGGGACCAGUACUCCAGCAAAUACGACCCUAGCCAUCCCAUCAACAGUCACAAAGAGCUUUGCCCAGGGGCACUUGAGAAGGCCAAAGUCUUCCGCACCAACUUCGCCAUGGCUGAUGUGAAGAUUGAUCUGGAGAAACUGAAUCGGUAUCAAGAGACGAAGCCUCCUUCUCGAUCCUUUUAUCUACGUCUUAUUGAGGUGACUGUGUGCGCCCUCCAUCAAAUCGGUGUUCGCCUAUCACAGCAAGAGAACUUCCAUGAUCCUGCUACAACCGCGGGCCAUGAUGUUGAGUCUACCACCAACUGGGAGCGACCUCUUGAUCACCUUGCCGCGUUACCCCUUGGCCGACAAUGUUUAUUGCUAACUCAAUUCACAGCUCAUAACCGGUAUCCGAAUGGUAUCGAUGACAUUGUUGGAUACUGGGCAGAAAACCGCAUUCUUGGCGGAGUAGCACUCUUUGACCAUUCGCAAGCAUGGACUGGUGACAACGAACCAAAUGUGUACUUUCAGUGUACCCGCGAAAGAGUCACCUUCCGCGUCUGUCAGCUCAUCGAUGCUCAACAGUGA